Molecule: messenger RNA, 660 nt
Organism: Mesorhabditis belari
Lineage: Eukaryota; Metazoa; Nematoda; Chromadorea; Rhabditida; Rhabditidae
Source: the annotation of a GenBank genome assembly
AUGGUAUCCAGCUUGUUAAUCUUGUCCAUCUUCACCACAGCAAUCAUUCCGGUCAAAUGUGUGAUCUGCUGGCAAUGUGGAGGAGAGGAGUACGGCUCGGGUCUUCGUGUCCUUCACUCGAGUUGUUGCCGACCGCAGCGUCGUGUUUGUGGCGAUGGACUGGCUUGUCUGCGGGCCACGGUGAACUCGCCGGGCAUGCAGUUCAUCUUAUCUGGCUGCCAUCCGCCAGAAGACGGCUUCAUCGGCUGUGAUUUGCAUCAUUUGCCCUUCAACGCCACAAUUCAACGGUGCGCUUGCCUGGACGAAGCGUGCCAAGAAUAUUUCCCAGGCAACUGUCCAUCGACGUCCAGUCCUCCACUCGUGGCGCCUGUCCCGGCGAAUGUCUUCACAAAUCUCAUCAACAAUGUCGACGAGUCGGCGGAGAAAUCGGCAGAGAAAUCCGGAGAAUAUGGUGGUGACGACGAUGAUGCGUUUCGAGCAAUCCGGGAGCGACACGAGCCCGUAAAGAUCCUCAAAAUAAGCGCCGAGGACUCUGGCGAGGUCGACCCGUUGAUUGACCCAAAAAUCUCGAUUCUACCCCAGAAAAGAGAAAAUUCGAGUGUCGUGCCUUCCAGAUCAGCCAUUUUUCUAAUUAUUUUCUAUUUUUUAUCUAAAAUCCUA